AUGGUCGAAAUCGGAGGACAAACCCGAUCGCCGGCAGUCCGUCGCAAUGGAACGCUGCAGUCCUGCGAACCCUGUCGCAAAGCGAAAUUGCGCUGUGAUCAUGGGCGACCAGUGUGUGGCCGCUGUACGGCGAAGAACAUCGCUAACCGAUGCUUCUAUCAUCCUGCGCCGAUGACAAAGCGAACAGUCGCCAGUCGAGCCAGCCCCAUUGAAGCAUCAAGAAGAUUGACGAGCCAACCAAGUUCAAAUGCCUCGAGUCCCAGCUCAAAUCGUGAACAUAGUCGGUUCCGUACAACUCUGGAGCCGCCAUCGGCCCUUCCUGGAUACCUUGGGUCAACCAGCUAUUCAGCUGUACUUGCCGAGCAUCGCAGUGACAUCCCUUUUGAAGUAGACAACAGCUCGGCGGCUGCUGUGUCCACUCGCUCUGUUGAUUCGGAUCGACUGCAAAUGGGCUCGGAGGUGCUCAAACUGCUCUACGAUCUUCCGGUCUGCGAUAUCAUGAUUCGCAAGUACCAUGCUCGGACGGUGAUUACCAUCGUGCCAAAAAUCGUUAUUUAUUCCAUCGUUGAGUCCAUCCGGAGGAUAUUUGACAGUUUAGACGCAAAUGACUUCGAUUCUCAGUUUCAAGAUUUGGUCAACCAGAUUUUUCAGAAUACUUCUCGCCCGCUGACCGUUCAUGGCUCGAUGACCGUGGAGCAAUACUUAUCUUCGUUUACUGGGAGGAACUCCCGAUGGGAAGCCCUGGGGAACAUCUUUGCGAUUACCGGAAUAGCGUUGAUGUCCACGCCUGACAGCGAUCCUGAUUUCACUCAAGCAGCGCCUGAUAGCGAGGCGAAAGAUCGUCUUCGCGCUCAGAUUGUUGAGGCCAGUGGCAUCUGUCUCGGUUUCUGCGAUCAAGCAUCGUCGGUGAACGAACUCCUGGGCUUCUACCAGUACAACGACGUCAUGUUAAGGACACAGCAAUAUGGGGACUCCAGUUAUCAAGCUUGGCGUCGACUGGGUGAUUUGUCUGCCACGAUCUACGCUGCCGGUCUCCAUCAAGAGAGCACUCAGACCGAUGACUGCCCAUGGUUCCUUCGUCAAUGGAGAAGAGUCUGCUUUGCUUCAGCAUUCUACGCGGACAAGUCGCUUGCUACGUUUGUGGGCAGGCCGCCCCUCAUCAAUUACCGAUACUGCACGUUGACUCCUCCCAUGGAUAUCAGUCAUGAAAUUCUACUUGCUGGCGGGAGCACUCUGACGCAAGCAAUAUCGGAUCUGGACAAGGCGGGAUGGCAUGUGUAUGGGACCACCCACCCGGUUACACUAAUUCGCCUUCGAUUCCUGCUCGCCAUCUUCCGAGAAGAGGCACUUGAAUUAGCGCUCGGCACUGGUGAUCAGGAUGAUCUCGUGGAGAAAUCAAAUCGCCUGGUUGAGAAAGCACGGAAUACAUGGAACACGGCUCCUGCUUAUCUGCGCUACGAUAUUCGUGCGGAUGUGGAGGAGAAUGAUAUCUAUUGCUCGUCAUUUGCGGUACUUCACACCUAUCUCGACUACCUGUACACCGUCUUCUUGGUUCAGAGGACGCUUGUCAAACGCACCAACACCGGUCAAGCGGCACUUUUUGAAACAUCCAGACAGGUACUGUCAAACAUCAUCAGGAUCAACGCGGAGAGAGAUUCGCUGAUGGACAUGACCCGGCAUUACUCAUGGAUCAUCCUCUAUUAUGGUCUCCCCAGCGCCAGUGUCUUGACACUUGAGCUCCUCCGACAGAGCCGGGAAGUCGGACCCCAUGCCAUCGUUUUACCGCGGGCCGAACUCAUCCGGAACCUGAGCGUCUUUCUCUCGUGCCUGUCCUGGGUAGCACGCCCCGGCCAUGGGAAUUACCAGACAUGCAAGGAGGUUGAGAAGAAACUAUCGCAUAUCCUCGAUCAGAUUCUCGACCCACAGCCUGUGCAAGCCGAAGUCUUCAACGACGCGACCUCGGGCCUGUACAACGUCUUGGACUGGUAUAAUCCGGAUACGUGGGAUUUCAAUUUCGAAUAUCUACCAUCGAAAGAUGGGUUUCCCGUCUGA
Aspergillus lentulus is the source of this 2052-nucleotide messenger RNA. RefSeq names its product putative C6 transcription factor. Gene Ontology annotation, cellular component: nucleus. The record is from RefSeq and is a predicted model, not a curated record. Gene Ontology annotation, biological process: DNA-templated transcription. NCBI's taxonomy places the organism in Eukaryota, Fungi, Ascomycota, Eurotiomycetes, Eurotiales, Aspergillaceae. Gene Ontology annotation, molecular function: DNA binding; zinc ion binding.